AUGCAAAGCAUACCUCCUUGUUCGAGCCCAUCCGCUAGCGCCGACCUUCAUGUCACAACAGAGAGAAAUAACUUGGCGUCUAUCCGCAAGUCACAGCCUACACACCUUCAUAAUGUUGACAUAUAUAUAUGGGAAAUUUCUUACCAGUCAGCUAUUGUUACUCCGAAAGACAUUCCAACGCCUGUUGUUACGCCUGCACCUUCUCCAUCUACCCCAGACUCUGGAUCCUCGUCGCAACCUCAAGAUCCUCGUCAAUCACCCAUCGAAGACACAGACCAGCAUCACUCUAUCUCACCAACAACUUCUGUAGCCAUUGACACUGAGCUCUCACUUUCAUCCCCAGGGGAGGCUCUACCAGCUCAUAAUCGGGGUAAUAGCAGGCGGGCUUUGUGCCCAGAGUGUCGCGCCUACGCCAGCAAACGCUCGUUCAAUAUGAAGCGACAUCGAAAAGCCUGCCACAAGAAGGCUACAAACGGUCGCCCAAAAGCCACUGAGACAUCAAGGUUGGGAGUGUCUGGCGCGACGCCGUUCUGA
Fusarium proliferatum ET1 is the source of this 534-nucleotide messenger RNA. RefSeq lists its product as uncharacterized. The coding region runs from base 1 to 534 and encodes 177 amino acids. The transcript has 2 exons. The record is from RefSeq and is a predicted model, not a curated record. NCBI's taxonomy places the organism in Eukaryota, Fungi, Ascomycota, Sordariomycetes, Hypocreales, Nectriaceae.